AUGGAAGGCCUAACCCCCACCCAACUCACCACCUUUCACGAAAAAGGCUAUCUAGUCCUCCCCAACCACCUAACCACCACGGAAAUCACCUCCCUCCUCACCGAAACCCACCACCUCCUCGACACCUUCCCACUGGACACACACCCCCUAACGCAAUUCACAACCGGCGACGACCUGGACACCAACAGCAAACCCCACGUCGGAGACACCUACUUCCUCACCUCAGGCGACAAAAUCCGAUACUUCUUCGAACCCGACGCCAUCUCCACCACGCCCGACCCAACCACCGGAAAGCCCACGCUCCUGAAACCCAAGCAGCAAGCCGUGAACAAGAUCGGGCACUCGCUGCACAGUCUCUCGGAGCCGUUCCGGGCCGUGUCGCUGUGCGAACGUAAUGCGGCGAUCGCGAGGUCCUUGGGGUUUAAGGAUCCCCGGGUGCUGCAGAGUAUGGUGAUAUGUAAGCAGCCGGGGAUUGGGGGGGCGGUGCCGCCGCAUCGGGAUUCGGAGUUUUUGUAUACGGAUCCGCCGAGUGCGGUGGGGUGGUGGUUUGCGUUGCAGGAUGCUGGACCCGGGAAUGCGACUUUGGGGAUGUAUCCGGGUUCCCAUCGGGGGAAGGCUGGGGGGAGGAUUAAGAGGAGGUUUGUGAGGAGGGUUAAUGGGGAAGGGGAGGUGGUUGGGACGGAGUUUGUGGAGAAUGAUGGGCCCGGUUUGCCGAGGGGGAAGGAGGAGGAAGAGGAAGAGGGUCAGGGGCCUAAGGAGGAGGAUGUGGAGGUUCUAGAGGUCAAGGCUGGGUCGUUGGUUUUGAUUCAUGGCAAUGUUUUGCAUAAGAGUGAGAAGAACACCAGUGAGCGGAGUCGGUUUGCGUAUACGUUUCAUGUUAUUGAGGGCGCGGAGGGGUGGAAGUAUGAUGAGAGGAAUUGGUUGCAGCCGCCGGAGAAUGGGGAGGGCUUUUCAAAGUUGUAUCAAUGA
Aspergillus oryzae RIB40 is the source of this 969-nucleotide messenger RNA. RefSeq names its product phytanoyl-CoA dioxygenase family protein. The record is from RefSeq and is a predicted model, not a curated record. The coding region runs from base 1 to 969 and encodes 322 amino acids. The transcript has a single exon. Lineage: Eukaryota; Fungi; Ascomycota; Eurotiomycetes; Eurotiales; Aspergillaceae.